AUGUUUAAAUUAUUUUUAUUAUUUUUUAUUUUUAAAUUAAUAAAUUUGGAGCCCAUAUUAAACAGAAAAUCGACUUAUUAUUGGAGUCAAAGAUCGCUAGAAUGUAUCAAUCACGGAUUAAAUAUUUCAAGAUGUUCACUUUUUGAAGAAGGAAGAAUAACAGAAUUAAAUCCUGGAUGCUUUGACGAAUUAAAUAGUCAAAACAAAACUUUGGUUUAUUGCAGACUAAAAUGUGAGGAAUCUGAUGAAGCAACUGUGUUAAGGAAGGAACCUUCAAAUAAUCAUAUUUGUGCAUCCUAUCAUACGUAUAAUUUGGAAAGAAGGAGACGAGAUUGGUAUAUUUGGCGUUCUGGUGAAUGUAUAAACACAACAAUCAAAUUUGUUUUAAGAUGCGGAUUCCCUCGAGAUCCUCGAGUAUUUUAUGCUCAAAAUAAACAUUUAUAUGAAUAUGAUGAUUUUACAACUAUUAGAAAUAUUGGAUAA
This is a messenger RNA of Meloidogyne enterolobii, 483 nucleotides long. Lineage: Eukaryota; Metazoa; Nematoda; Chromadorea; Rhabditida; Meloidogynidae. The record is from the annotation of a GenBank genome assembly.